AUGUUGAUAAAGUGCGGUUUUAGCGCCGUAUGAGGUCCGUCUUCCAGUCAGAAUCAGACGGCUUUAAUGAAAAACUCCCGGCGUGAAGGUGCGAUGCCAUGGGAAAGUCGGAAAACGCAUGUUUUGGGAGAGAUCCUUCUGUACCCCACCACUGUGCCUGAGUCACAGUCGAGAAGACGCCGUGGUGGUGGUGGUGAUGGUGAGAAGGCCAAACUCCAGGUUCCUGUUUCCAGCGUAGGAGAAGAGAGAGCGUUGCUCCUGGGCUUUGUCAUGAUGGGCUUCUCCAUCCUCAUGUACUUUGCGGUGGGGAUCGUUGUGAUCAGGCCCUGUAUCCACAGUGACUGGGGAGACCACACGAACUGCUCGCUGAUCCAGGCCGAGUUUCUAAAUGACUCUGAUGAACGAGCCAACAGUUAUCCAUGUCUGCAUGUCUUGGUUAAUGCCACAGUCAUUUCACCUGAAAAACCACUGCAUCUACGCUACGAUGAAGCAGCCGUGGACCUGAGUCCAGAGUGUUUCUACACCCCAAAAAACCACCAAAACAAAUCUGACGUUGUGGAAGAGGCUCAUAGAAUCAAAGACGUCCUCUUUAAACUGCGAGGUAAGGAUGUAAGGUGCUACCUGAGCAAUCGCUACCGAGAGGAUGCCAUCUUGACAAAGCGGCACAACCUGCAAGUGGCACUGCAGUGCCUGGUGUGGCCAAGCCUCUUGCUGUGUGGAGGAGCGUUGCUGGUCGGUUUGGUCAUGCUGACGCAGUACCUUGCUCAACUGUGCUAUGAAGUCAUACAAGAAGAAGAAUUCAUGGAGGAUGGGCAGAGCACAGCUGGGCAGAGCAAUCUCUAUCGAUUUCUGCCCUGCAGGCCCUGGAGUCCAGACAUAUAAGAAGAAGAAUUUGGCAGCCAACCAAUCUCUAUUCGUACAAUACAAUGAUACUGCAGUGGCUAAGGUGUGGACCUAGCAAUCAAAUCCCAGGACUGCCCCCUGAGUGGGUUCUUGAGCAACACCCUUAACCUUAAAUUGCUUACUACAUCAUCUUGAUUGGGUGAAAGCCUCUUGCAAAUGAGGAAAUGUAUAUUUGUGUUAUAAUUGUGGUCAUAUGAUAUGGUCCUGGCAUGCAGGAUGUUGGGCAGCUGGGUGUUGUUGAUAUCUCACAUCUACAGUUUCUCAUGCUACUCUGUGGAGUUCCACAUGUCCUUCAGGUUUGUCUAGUUAACUCCCAUUUCCAAAACCGGUAGAAAGGUGGAUUGAUGGUUCUAAAUUGCCCCUGGAUGUAAAUGUCUUAUCCAGGGUGUAUUCCCACCUGACACCCAGUGUUGCCAGUGCAGGGGUCAUAGUCACAUAAAUGAUGAAGAUACAUCUAGCAAAGUAAAACUAGAUAGAAUUUUACCAGGAUUUGGUACUACCAUGAUGUUGUGCCAGGAAAAAAAAAAUCAGACCUCCAUCUGUCAAGGCUGGAUGUACUUAUAAAGAAGCUCUGCUUGGAUUGAUGUUCUGAUAUCAAGAAGCUUUUAUUGUCUGGGGAUAUAAUUUGAUCAUGAGAUGAAGAAAAGUUCAUACAGAUGUAUGUGUCAGGGUUUUGUUCUUUAUUCUUUGUAGCCUUUUUGUUGGUUUGCUUUGCUCUGUGAUUGAACCUUAGCAGGGUUUUUUUUUUACUCAUUGGGUAACUCCUUGGCAUAGGAUUUGCACCCCAGUGUUUUACAAGGUCAGGUGCAUUUGAGCACCAUUGUAGCCUUUUUAUGUUGUGCCUAUGACUCUAAAGCUAGCAAAGCCUAGCAUCUGGACCCUAGGAACUCUUCUAAGGACAUACUUAGUCCUUACUCUUCCAUCUCUUGUUGUUGUGCCCCAUCUAUUGUUCUUUCUCAGGAUUUGUAGUUUGUAGCAAACAAAAAAAAAUUAUAAAUAUUGGUUCAUCAUUUUGGAUAAGCCUUAAAGGUUCUCUGUAGAACCCUUACUGAUGCCUGGACAGUAAGUGCAUCGGCAUAUAGUGCUGUUUUCUGGUAGCAUUCAAAAUUAAGCCAAUAUUUACGCUGCUGUACCUGUCUAUAGAGUUUGCUUGCACAGCUUUGGAUGUAGCCGAUUAUGUAAAUGACCUUUGUGUAGCUCACAGAUUUUUCUUGAGAAGAAGCAUCUAUAGUUUCUAGACCACCUCCAUUAAGCAUAAGUAUUUAAACCUGAAAAAAUUAGGGGGUAGAAAAUGUGGACCCCUUUGCUGUCAAAUGUAAGGACCUUAAAAUAGCACUUGAUCCAGUGCCACUUGACUACUCCAGCAGUUGCACAUUAAUGUGUGUACAACUUGCCACAAGAUACACAGUCAAGGUGCCUACAUCAGGGAAACCAAAUGCCUUGUAGUAACUCUUAGCAUCCAUUCAACCCCUUUUGCCUUUCCCUGUGUAGAUUCUAUGUAGAACCCUUAACAGUGCCUUUACUCUUGGCGUUAAGUGCAGUUCAGAUGUUCCAAAACAUUCACGUCUGUACAUCUUAGAAAGCCUCGAUAAAAGAGUGCUAAGUAGUCUUUAUUUGUCACAUAUACAUUACUGCAUAGUGAAGCCUUCUUCUUUGCAUAUCCCAUCCUUGGGGGCUGGGGUCAGAGCACAGGGUCAGCCAUGAUGCAGCACCCCUGGAGCAGGGUGGGUUGGGGACUUUGCUCAAGGGUCCAACAGUGGCAGCUUGGGGGUGCUGGGGCUUGAACCCUAAUCUUCCAGUCAUGACCCAUAGCCUUAAGCACUUGAGCUACCACCGCCCCAAAGUGUUGCUCAUUGGACAGUACCAGACAGUCAGUGGUUAAUGUUCUGAGCUGUGGUUAAAGGCGGUAAGUUUUUGUGGUAAGGUUUUGUUAUUGUGUUCUGACCAAAAAUAACUGACCUUUCAAUUUUUUUUGUACUUCUUUUGCAGAGAACUAUAACUGCAAACACAGGAUUCUUCUUUUAAACUCUUAUAAGUGAGACAUAUAUGUAAUAACUUUCUAUGAGGGCUGUACUCAUGUUCUAAGCAUGUGAAUGAAAGAAAUUUGGCUGAAUAUACUUUUUGUGGUGACGUCACCUGAUGUGUCUCGGUUCAAAUUUACAGAAAAUCUGGUAGGAUUUUGAACAAUUUGAAGCGCCCUCCAGUUUGAUUUUGCAUUUAUUUCUGCAAUCAGUCACAAAACCGUAAAAUCCUGGAGGGAAGGUUUAGAAUUGGUUCAGGCAAGUAAUGAAAUAAUUGACGCUUGAAAUAAAUGACCAAGUGUCAAGCUCCACCUUCUUGUUAAUUAUCGUGAUGUAUACCUAUUAGAUAUCAAAUGAAUGUGGAGCAAAUUAGCCUAAUCUAAUUUUUAAUAAUACUGGGCCUCAUUUAUCAAAAUGAACAUGAAUUAAUUGAUCAUAAAUGGAAUGCAGAAGCAUUUCCACAAGGAAUGUGGAAAAAUUCGGGUUGUAGACAACAAAAGUUCUUAAAUUUACACAUAAUGAAACUCACUAACGAACCUGGAUUGAUCAUCUUUGGAUUGUAUUACUGACUUGGAAGAAAGCGAGCCAUAAUUUAAGACAAAUAAGACCGGCUAGUCAGUUCGAAUAAAAGUAAUACAGUAGCACCUUAGUGUCUGUCUAUGGUAGAUGACACACUGCAGUGGCUGAGCUUUUUCACCAUUUUCAGCUUUGCCUUUUAAGCUGUUUUUGUAGCGGUGGCUAAACUUAAACCUGUAACCUAAAAAUGACGGCUAGUUCUAUCCUUUUUUCAUCCUUUCCACAUUUCUACUGACAAAAAAAAAAAACUAUUUUUGUGACUUAUUUUCAAAUGAAUUAUGAGUAAAAUAUUGUGCCAUGUCGGAUUUUUUUAUCAGUAUCAGUAAAGUGCGUCAGCCUGUUUAUCUUCCUGUUCAAAUAGAGUUUAGUUUUAUAUGCACUCAUAAAACAACGUUUUUAAAAGUAUAUUCUUGAAUAAAAAAAAAAAAACGUUUAGUUUGUUAGCUUGUUACAAAUGCUGUACAAUAAACUAGAUUAUGUUUUCAACCAGUGACUGAUACUAUUUAUUUCACCAUGUUGAUUUAUCAGAACAUUAAAACCCAAAGCUGUUGCGUUCGCACAGGAUGGACUGUUCCCUGGUAAAUUUGACCAUCGGGAUGCCUCCUGCUAGCAUGCAAGAAGGGCAGAAAAAAUGGCGCUGCUCCCAUAUAAUCGGCUCAGGAGACAGUUGGCCUGGUGAUCAGAGGGAUCGCAGUAUCACGGGACGUGGCGUUGUUCCCGCAAACGUCUCUAAGAAGUUUCAUUAUCACAGUGGGAAUAGCAGCGUGGUCCUCGUGACAUUUCGGGAUGUAGAAGCCCUGCGGAGAAAUCCAUUCAAAACAGAAUGCUUUUUCCAUAAACGCAUUCCAUCAUAAGCCGAUAUAUAAACGCGCAGAAGGCUGCAAAAGCCUUGUCAGUGACUUAAAUCCAAAUUUUACAGAUGGAAAGUAUUCAGAUUUGGGUAUGCGGCUUAUUUUUUUUUUUUUGGAUGCGCCCAGUGGUGAUACAGGUCAAAGGUGAAAAUAUGGACUUAAUUCAUACUGCUUCAUGCAUUGGAGCUGAAAUAAACAGGGCUUAAGUUAAGGUCAGAUCCGUGAAUAACUGAGACACGCCUUCAUUUCAGACAAACACACCAUGUAUUUAACUCUUAUAAAACUCUUUAAUACUCCUAUCUGCUUUGAAUACAGAUAUGUGCUGUUUCCUUCCUU
This is a messenger RNA of Hemibagrus wyckioides, 4687 nucleotides long. It is a transcript of the gene kcnmb3, whose product is annotated as potassium calcium-activated channel subfamily M regulatory beta subunit 3. NCBI's taxonomy places the organism in Eukaryota, Metazoa, Chordata, Actinopteri, Siluriformes, Bagridae. The transcript has 4 exons. Gene Ontology annotation, biological process: detection of calcium ion; potassium ion transport. The record is from RefSeq and is a predicted model, not a curated record. The coding region runs from base 67 to 882 and encodes 271 amino acids. Gene Ontology annotation, cellular component: voltage-gated potassium channel complex; membrane. Gene Ontology annotation, molecular function: potassium channel regulator activity; calcium-activated potassium channel activity.